GCGCGGGUGAAGCUUCAGCAGAGGAGCUACCUGGAGAGCGAAGAGCUGCUGCAGAAGGUGCUCGACCAGUCCCCCGGCCACCAGGAGGCGCUCUUCCACCUCUCCCUCCUCUACACCCACACCAACCGCACCCAAGACGCUUUCACUCUUGCCCAACAAGCCGCCCACAACUGCUCGAGGCCGCCCUACCUCUGCGCCCGUCUCCACGCCCACUAUGGAGACCUCCUCAACGACAGACAUAAUGUAGAUGAGGCCGCCCAGAGUUACCUGCUAGCAGUGGAGUUGGAACCGACGCUCACCCACCCGCACAUCAACCUGGGGGCCCUCUACCACGCUAAG
Messenger RNA from Procambarus clarkii (red swamp crayfish), 339 nucleotides. Lineage: Eukaryota; Metazoa; Arthropoda; Malacostraca; Decapoda; Cambaridae. The record is from RefSeq and is a predicted model, not a curated record.